Messenger RNA from Papilio xuthus (Asian swallowtail), 2485 nucleotides. RefSeq names its product ethanolaminephosphotransferase 1. Gene Ontology annotation, biological process: phosphatidylethanolamine biosynthetic process. The coding region runs from base 199 to 1356 and encodes 385 amino acids. The record is from RefSeq and is a predicted model, not a curated record. The transcript is spliced from 9 exons. Lineage: Eukaryota; Metazoa; Arthropoda; Insecta; Lepidoptera; Papilionidae. Gene Ontology annotation, molecular function: ethanolaminephosphotransferase activity. Gene Ontology annotation, cellular component: Golgi apparatus; endoplasmic reticulum membrane.
GUAAUUUUGAUUCAAUUCAAAUCAAAUCUUCAAUCGAUUGCCUUGCCGGUUUGGUGUCUGUAAAUAGUGUGUUAAAAGUGAAAAUUUUGUUCUUACAAGAAGCAAAUCAAAUAAAAAAAACAACGUUGAAUCAAUAUCAAUUUAAUUUCGAAAUAUGAAACUAUUUUAAUUGUUAUAAGUUCUAUUAUUGCGAUCAAAAUGUCACGAUUUCUAUCAAAGGCUCAAUUGGAAGGAUUCGAAAAAUACAAGUAUAACUCGGUGGACACAAGUAUACUCAGCAAUUAUGUUAUGCAUCCAUUUUGGGACUGGUGUGUUCAGUUUUGCCCGGUGUGGGUGGCACCAAACCUGCUAACAUUCACUGGCUUUCUACUGACGGUCCUUAAUUUCCUAUUGUUCUCUUACUAUGACUAUGGGUUCCAUGCCCUCACAGAGGAGAAUAUCACCAAUGAUCAUAUACCCAAUUGGGUGUGGGCCGUUACUGCUAUCAACUUGUUUGUGGCAUACACUUUAGAUGGUAUCGAUGGCAAGCAAGCACGUCGCACGGGCACCAGCGGUCCACUUGGGGAGCUGUUCGACCACGGCCUGGACUCGUACUCAGCUGUUCUCAUACCAACCUGUCUUUACAGUAUAUUCGGAAGAGAUGAGUUGAGUCCGCUCCGUUUCUUCUUCGUGAUCUGGAACAUCUUCAUCAACUUCUACCUGACUCACUGGGAGAAGUACAACACGGGCGUGAUGUUCUUACCUUGGGGAUAUGACUUCACAAUGAUUGGUUCAUGUAUCCUGCUGCUGGUGACGUCGGCAGUGGGUCCGCGCACAUGGCACGCUCAGCUCCCUGGCGGACUCUCGCCUGGCUUCCUCUUCGAGAUCGUGCUCUACUUCUCUGCAAUAAUCACAAGCCAGACUGUCAUACUCUGGAAUAUAUACAAGUCCUAUCGAGAUGGUACAGGCAAGAUGCGUCCAUUGUUGGAGGCUGUGCGUCCCCUGGUACCUCUGGCGGCGUUCUUCGCGCUCAGCUCCGCGUGGGCCUUGUACUCGCCGAAUGACAUCCUCAAUCGUGGACCCAGACUCUUCUACAUACUUACCGGCACUAUAUUCUCUAAUAUCAACUGUCGUCUGAUCGUGUCACAAAUGAGUGACACGCGGUGCGAGGUGUUCAACGGUCUGCUGGUGCCGUACGGUGUGGCGGUGUCGCUGGCGCUGUGCACACCACUCUCGCCCAUGACGGAGCUGCUCCUGCUGGCGGGACUCUGCGCCGCCGCCACCGCCGCACAUCUCUACUACGCCACCAGAGUCGUCCAAGAGAUGUGUGAACACUUCAAAAUUGCGUGCUUCCAUAUAAAACCAAAGAUUAAAUAGAAUUAUGUUGCCAGUAUCAAAUUAAUUCCUACCAAGUUGGAAAUUUAAUUAACCUUAUUUAUUUUCCUAUUACAAUAAGUGUUAUUUGAAACUCUCAUAUGUAAUUGAAUUAUUGCAGAGAGUUUGUGGAUAUUUCCAAAGAUCUGAUGUGCUUGUCAUAAAUGUAUGUUUAACUUAGAAAAGUUUUAGAAUUAAUAUAAAAUGUGAAGUACCAAGUAGUACUUUAGAAUUUGACGUCAUUCUUAUGCUUACAUUCAUUUAGACUAGCAUUUAUCAUUGAAAGUUAUUCUGCACUCGUGUAAGCGUUUGUUACUUUUGAUUUCUAUUGAAAUUCUGCUGAAUUUUGCGUUGAAAACAAAUUGUUUUCUUUAACGUACAUUUUUACUGCAUAAAUAUUUGUUAAAAAAUAUUUUUUUUACUCUCCGUAUUUGUACGUUAUGUACUACUUGUAUUAGUACUCAUGUUUUUUAGUUUCCAACUUUUUAUUUUCUUUUUUGUUAAAUUAGUAAUUUUGCUCAUAGGCUAGUCAACUAGGAUGUCUAGGUAACAUCAAAAAAACUAUUUUUAGGAUAUUAAAUAUUUAUAUGUUUUUUCCGUCUCAAAUCGAUGUAACAGUUUAAUUUUUUGAUGAAUGUUUAUUGAUAAAGUAUUUUUUGUAAUAUCUCAUGUAAUAUUGGUAUAUUACAUGUUUUAAUCGAUAAAAUUGGUCUUGUAUCUACAGUUUUUGAAAUAAUUUAAACAAUUUUGGAUACAUUUUUAAACAUUUGAGAUGUUUAUUAUGAAGUGCUUCCAUUAUUUCAUUUGAGUUGUUUGUGUAAUAUUUUAAAAUAUAAAAAUAUCGUAUUUAACUUCCACAUAUUUGACAAUUUUAGAAUAAAAAUUAUAUUGAAUGUAAAAAUAUUCAAAUUUGGUCAUAUUUCUUUAUUAAAUCUGCAAAAUAUAUCAGUAACCUUUUUGUAGUUAUUUUUUCUAUUGAACUUUUAUACAUACAAAAUUUUGUUUGUUAUAAAAAAAUAUUUUGUUAAAAAAAUGAAAUAGAGGUGUGGCAACCCCAAAUCUAUCUUAUUAAUAUUAUAAAUGCAAAUGUUUGAAUGGAUGGAUUGAUGUUUGUUUUUUGAAGGUAUCUCCA